Molecule: messenger RNA, 9010 nt
Organism: Ictalurus punctatus (channel catfish)
Lineage: Eukaryota; Metazoa; Chordata; Actinopteri; Siluriformes; Ictaluridae
Gene: rc3h2
Product: ring finger and CCCH-type domains 2
Exons: 19
Coding region: 584-3688 (1034 amino acids)
Molecular function (GO): metal ion binding
Source: RefSeq, a predicted model, not a curated record
ACACUGGUAAUAGUCCUGUUGUGGUGAACUUUUUAAGAGCCUUGUAAAGUGAUCUGGAAACCCCCACACGCCCCCCUUCUCUGCCCUCUGACUCUGUGUCUAGGGGUUCAUGUUCUAAGUGGGCCAAUUCGGGGUUUGGCUUUGGAGGAAUGGGUGUCCCCUUUAACUCGCACGCCCAUCAGUGCAUGCCUUGGCUUACAUCACACGGCCUUUGCGUCACGUCGGAGUAUAAUUAGGCUUCUCUUUAUUAUUAGUCCGCAGUGCGAUGCCGGAAGGUGGAUUUCUGCAGACGUGGCUGAUGUUUUGUGUAUCUAAAAGUAAUCUGGGCGUUAACGUUGCCGUCUUCAAGUUCGAUCAGAAAUAUCGUAAUUACGAGGUGAACGGCGUCGCGACGUUAUAAUAACGACGUAGGGGUUUUUUUUUUUCUUUUUUCUUUCUUUCUGUAAAUCGGAUAUUCGAUAACGGAAAGUCAUCGUGGACGCAGUACGAAUGUGACGUCCGCGGAAGACGGUGUGUGUGAGCGGUCGGUCCCGGGCGUCAUGUGAUCUCUGUAAGCACGUGAACGCCCCCCGGAGGUGCCAGGAUGCCCGUGCAGGCGGCGCAGUGGACGGAGUUCCUGUCCUGCCCCAUCUGCCUGAACGAGUUCAACGGCGGCGGACACAAACCCAUCAGCCUGGGCUGCUCGCACACCGUGUGUAAGACGUGUCUCCACAAACUGCACCGUAAAGCCUGUCCCUUUGACCAGACCGCCAUCGGCAUCGACAUCGAGCUGCUGCCUGUCAACCGCGCCCUGCUGCUGCUGGUGGGGGUGCCGGUUCCUGAAAGCCAGAGUGUGUGUCUGGCCAGCGCUGAAGACACACAGCAUUAUGACGUGUGCAGGACGUGUGUGGAGGAGUUGGCUCUGUACCUCAAACCCAUCACCGGGGGGAAAGGCGUGGUGUCUGCGAGUGUGAGCGCGCUCAGUCGGCCCAUGCAGAGGAAGCUUGUGACGUUGGUGAACUGCCAGCUGGUGGAGGAGGAGGGGCGUGUGAGGGCGCUGCGGGCGGCUCGCUCUCUGGGAGAACGCACCAUCACCGAGCUCAUCCUGCAGCACCAGAACCCACAGCAGCUCUCCGCCAACCUGUGGGCCGCCGUCCGGGCGCGAGGGUGUCAGUUCCUUGGACCUGCGAUGCAGGAGGACGCACUAAAGCUCGUACUGCUUGCUCUCGAAGACGGCUCGGCGCUCUCUCGCAAGGUUCUGGUGCUCUUCGUGGUCCAGAAGCUGGAAGCUCGGUUCCCUCAGGCCUCCAAGACGAGCAUCGGUCACGUGGUGCAGCUUCUGUACCGAGCUUCCUGCUUUAAGGUGACCAAGCGUGACGAAGACUCGUCCCUGAUGCAGCUGAAGGAGGAGUUCCGUACGUACGAGGCUUUGAGGCGUGAACACGACGCCCAGAUCGUCCACAUCGCCAUGGAGGCGGGGCUCCGCAUCUCUCCCGAGCAGUGGUCCUCGCUGCUGUACGGCGACCUCGUCCACAAAUCACACAUGCAGUCCAUCAUAGACAAGCUCCAGUCCCCCGAAUCCUUCACGAAGAGCGUGCAGGAGUUGACGAUCGUCCUGCAGAGAACCGGAGACCCGGCCAACCUCAAUAUCCUCCGAGCUCCGCUAGAACUCCUCGCUGGCAUCGACCAGAACGUGGACACAGCCAUCCCCUCGUGGGAGGAGCUCGAGUCUGUGAUGUUGGCGGUGAAGGUUGUGGUCCAUGGGCUCUUCGAGUUCAUCCAGAAUUUCAGCAAAAAGAGUCACGAGACGUUUCCGUCUCAGCCCAACAGUAAAUACAAGACCAGCAUGUGCCGAGACCUGCGGCAGCAAGGAACCUGCCCACGAGGUGUCAACUGCACCUUCGCCCACACCCAGGACGAGCUGGAAAAGUACCGAAUGCGGAAUAAGAAGGUUGGUUCAGGAACCAGGCCGUCCCUUCUGCCCAAAACUGGGGCCGUUAAAUCCUCACCUGUAGACGUGUGUGUCGACGAGCAAGAGGGUGUGGCCUCGGAGAGCUCCUCCCCCACUCGCCUCGUGCCCAGAGGAGGAGAGCAGGAGCAGGAUGAGGUGAUGAAAGAGCUGGCUGAUGGAUUCCUGGCUACCAGCCAAGACCUGAAAACGGGUUCUCCUCCGAAGAGCCCGGCGUCAGGACCUCCUGCAGACACCUCACUGCUCCUCAAACCCUCUUCUCUACCGCAAAGGGCUCACCACGAGCUCACAUACUUUCCUGAACAGAGAUCUGCAUACGAUCUGCCGUCCUGCCCUUCUGAUAAUUAUUUCCCUGCUCCUCUGUCGAACCCUCACAAACCCUACCUGCAUCGCUUCCCUCGCUCCAGCCCCGCCUCUGACUCCUCAGCCCCGCCUCCUCUGGCUCCUCCCUACCCUGACUCGCCCCUCCCGUCUCGUUUAGGCCUGUCUCCGUAUCCCCCGUCCCCCUCUUACCCACCCCUCCCUCACUCUCACUCCCACGGUCACGGCGUGUACGCGCCGGUCUACGACAGUCGGCGUCUCUGGAGGCCUCAGCUGUACCACAGACAGGACGGCCGGAGCAACUCGCUCCCUCUGGAGGUGCUGCACUCGUCCAUCUAUCAUCCCCCUCUCCGGGAGCGCUUCAACUCUCUCGACAGCGCCUACUGCAGCGCCGCCAGCAGGAGAGCUGCCCUGCACCGAGAGGCGUAUGGCCGAGUCGCUCUGGGCUCUGAGGAUUUCUACCCUCUCCGUCAGGAACAGUGGGCGCACCAGCAUCACGUGUCGGGCCGAGCGCCGCAGCAUUCCCCCGUCUUUACUGUGGAUCUCUGCUCCGAGCGUGUGGAGAGCGGUGUGUGUAUGAGCUGUAAAUGUGGAGGUGCAGACGCGCCUCUCGGUCGUUACUCGCCAUGGUCGUGUGGCGCCGUCGGCCCGUUCGACUCGGAACCUCUUUACUCUCACUCCUGUUCCCAACACACGGACGGCGAGUGUACGUCUAAACACUGGCUGCACGUUUCUGAGCCGUACAGACGCGUGAAGGACGAGGACCCCAUCAUCCCGUUCGGCGAGGGUCCUAUGAUCUCAAAGUGGGGCGCCAUUUCACGCUCGUCUCGCACAGACCACCACACCACCGAGCCCGUACAGGCCACGGCGACGCACGGCCGCACCGCCACCACCACGCUCAUCAACUUCAGAGAUUACAGCUCUCAUGUGGGACAGGGCGAGUGCCGGUGGAGUCCCUGUGGGUUUGAGUCAACUCGCUCCGGGUUCCUAGAGAGCGAGCAGAGACGCAGCUCCUUCAGCAACGCCGGGAAACGUGGAGCCGAGUUCCUGGUUCGGGACGCAACGGAGAGCGAACCGGACCGGGACAUCGAGCUGGAGCUGUGUGCUCUACACAUGGAGGACUCGGAACCACCGGGGAUCCAGUCCGAGGCGUCUUUGGAGCCGCGGCGUGAAAAUCACCUCUCCGGGAUGUUUGGCGAUGGAGCAGGAAGCUCGCGGACGGCGCAGUCGUUACCGGAGCACGUGGUGGACGCUCAUUUACUGAAGAAGAUGGCGUUUCGGAAGUCUCUCUCUCCCGGGGGCCUGAACGCUGGAGGUCUCGCUGUGGGCGGUCUGGUGAUGAAGACGGGUUCUCGAAGACCUCCAGGAGACUCAGCCGGACCGAGCCCGGGACACGAGAUGAUCCUGAACGGGAGCUAAAAAUUCAGUAUUUUGGAGUCCGAAUGCCGGGUCAAAACUCGGCGCUGAUCCAUGAGACCUUGGAGUUCGUUUAUUAAUUUCUAAAGCACUUACUCCCCCAAUUUAAUUCCAAACAUCUUGUUUAUGGAACGUAACCCUAUUUGAAAACAUUUCCCCCACCCCACCCUUUUUUUUUUUUUUUUUUGGAAAAGCUUUGUUUGUUUGUUUGUUAGUUUGUUUUUGUUUGCACAAUUUUUCCUGCUUUUAACAAUUUUGCUGCUUAUGCACACGUUUACGUUCACAACUCCCAUCUCAGGUCACCUAGCUGCCAAUCAAAACCUACUCCUUAGCCAAUCAGAUGCCUCCGAUUACUCCUACAUCGAAAUAAUAAUCUGCAUAUGUGAUGAGCUUAAUCUAUUGCAGUUCCUGCCUAUAGGUUUCUAUAUUUCUACUAAAUGUUUACAGUGUGUGUGUGUGUGUGUGUGUGUGUGUGUGUGAGAGAGAGAGAGACUGAGGGGGGGGGAGCCUGGUGCUCAGUAAAUACUGUACAUCGCAUACGUCAUGGUGCAGCACUAAUGACUCUGUUGACGUGCAUGAAACAAAUGCAGUGUUUAGUUUUGUAUCCGGUUUUGUAAUGAACUCUGUGAAUGUGCCUAAUGAAGUAGUGUACGGUAUUUUCUGCUCUCGCCCACGAUUGGUCAGGCGGCUGUUUGAUUUUUAAACGGCGCUCAAAUCCAGCGUUAACGCGCGUGCGUGUGUGGUGACUGUUCUUAUCGCUUAAAGGAACGUGGACGAAAAUAAAGCUCCCGUUUAUAAAUUUCUCGCGUUCAGCUCUGUGGCGAAGUUUAGUCCGUGUUUAUGGAUGACAGGAAGUCUCGGUGUCGGUUAAACCGCGUCGGCACGCGUGAGGAGGACACGGAUUUACACUAAAGACAGACUUGUUGGUGAAAUCGGCGUAGGUGCGACACGGCGAACGUGUCGACUUCAUCUGGUGCGAGUGUGUGUGUGUGUGUGUGUGUGUGUGUGUGUGUGUGUGAAGGGGGUGGGGGUUGUUCUUGCUUGAUCUUUGAGAUUUUCCAAGUCUUGUGCUUGAGCUGCGAGGUGUUGCUUUCCAUCGAGCGAGUGUUUAAACCUGCAGCACUUCUCCGACAGUCUGGUUUAUACUCCUGCAUCCAUCUGGGAAGAACUCGCACGCGCCGUGCUGAUUAACUUCGGCGCUCGUCCUAAAUCCUGACGGCUGUGUGUGUGUGUGCGCGCUUGUGAUGAGGGAGCUGUCGGGAUUCAGCUCGUCUGUAGAUGUUCACGGCGUAACGAUUCGCAAAGUUCACGUCCGAUGUCAUUUCCGUCCACGGGCGUCUCGACACCGUACGUCUUCGGUAACGCGGAACAUCCUACAGCGUGGCCUCAGCCGAUUAGUACGUUUCCGUUACUUCCGGUUCGGUUUAAUAAGCGUCCGGAGCUGUUCAGAGUCCAGCGGCGUGUGACGGAACAAGCCGUGCGUUAGAAUGAAGUGAACUUAAACACGGCGUUAGGUUCAGCGUUGGCCCUCUUUGGUUGGUGUGACUCUAAAGUGGGCGGGACUUUUAUCUUGCGGCCUUUUUUCCCUCUAGAUUUGUGAUUCCGUUUGCGAAGGUUUUUUUUUUUUUUUUUUUUCCCCCCCUGGGGAAAAAAAACUUCCCGAGUUAGCGAAAUCGUAAUCGCACGAAAUAGUUUCUCGCGGUCUUUCACAGUGGUGUUUGUGGGUAAACGAGUGCUUUUAGCUGUACUCGUGUUCGAUGCACGCGAAUCGAAGUCGGCUUCGGCUGAACGCACGUCGCGAUGACCGUCACGUGACUGCGGAAAUUUUCGCACGCUCCUCCGGAUAUUGCGGAGUUUGCUUGAUUUUGCGUGAAGUUCUGCCAUCGCAGAACGGCGAAGGGAUUGUGUACAAGACUUGCGUAUAUAAAACUUAAAUGACGUUUCCGUUGAUGUCAGUUAGCUGAAGGCUUUUCAGGGAUGGUAUGCAGUGGGCGGGGCUUAUUGUAUUCUACUGUCGUUUAGCGCGACUCUUCGUUUCCGGUUAUGUUGAGCGGUGAUGUUUUAUAGUCUGUCCCGGUAAACGCUCCCGAAGUCGACCGUCAGCGACGUAUCUUUGCUGACCGUCACCUCGUGAGAUGGCUCUGAGCUGUGAAGCUGGGGAACCUUUUCGGAAAAGCGCGAAGAGCCAGAAGAUCGGAACCGGGAGGUCGUAUUGACGCUACGCUUCUGCAGUACGGCUUUUUUUUUUUUUUUUUUUUCUUUUCUGCCCUCUAGUGGACACGCAGAAGUAUAAACCAGGCUUUGUCCAAGCUUCAGGAUGUAAUCAGACUGCGUCUUGUUUCACGCUUCGUGUCCAGUAUAAUAUAACGUAUUUUAAAAAAAAAAUAAAAAUAAAAAAAAAAACCCCACCCCUGUCCGAUCCUCUUGUGUUCGAACGCGACAUCGCUGCUAACUUCCGUGAAGUUGUGUGUCGGAGUAUUUUUGUAUCAGGAAUCUCUUUAAUUUUUUUCUCUUUUGUUUCGGUCACUGGACAUGCACGUAACGGUCGGCUCUAUAUUUCCUGUUUAAAAUCUCGGUUGAUGGCGCGCUAGGUGAUGAUCAGAACUCCUGAAACGGGUCGGCGCCGCGGUCUCCUGCGGUCUCGUGCACUGAAUCGGUUCUGUUGUCCUUCACUCGGACCGCAGCGAGAUCUGAGGAGUGUGUAUCACGCCGCGUUCAAGGAAACGUCUCCUAUUUAUAAUAGGGCUUUUUGCCUAAAAAUAAUGGCACCUUUUGUUACGCUUUGCACCGGUUUUCUGGUAACUGGUGUCCCAGUGUUGAAUUUUAUCGUGUGUGUGUGUGUUAGUGCGAGAUGCUGAUCAUCGCACGACUGUUUAAAGUUUAAACCUCGCUUCCUCACAUCAUUUUUGGUCAAGAUCAAUAUAUAGUAUGCACACCGUAAAGCUCUAGAUAGUUGUGCAAAAGUAAGCGCCCCCCCCCUUUAAACGCUGCCGUUUCACAUGACCGUUCCACUGGAACUUUGAAAUUCUGAUUCUAAAGACAAUUGAUAAUUUUUUUUAUUUAUUUAUUUUUUUUAAAAAAAAUUGUCUUUAGGUGAGCACGUCAUUUAAACCCGGUGCUGAUUGAAAAAAUGUAGUACAUUCACACUUCUACUAAACAUGAAUUUAUAGAAGACCAACAUUAAACAUGAAAUCAACUCGCACAUAGAUGUGUAGGUAGAAGUCCUUUUUUUAAUUUAUUUUUUUAAUAUAAACUCCUUUUAUUUUGAAUAGUCGUCCGAUGACAGGUUUUUGUUUUUCUGCAGAUAGGGUUUUUUUUUUUUUUUUUUUUUUUUUUUUUUUUUUUUUGGCUUGAUUUUUUAAAUAAAUUUAAAUUUUUCAAUAAAUAAAACCUCUUACCAUCAAAGUCUGCUUAUAAUGCGAUCACGUGGAGAAUCAGAAAUGAGAAAAUGGCGACAUAAAAUCCGUUAAAGUGUUAAAUCUAUAGAGGAGAGUGUGAGACUUUACACACGAUUCAAUGCUGUUUCAGCCGAUUUAUGCGUGUAGUCUUGGCCAAGGUGUGUGUGCGCGUGCGUGCGUGUUCAAUCCUGCUAUAGCUAAGCUGUAGGUUUUUAAAAACAUUUUAUUUCAUUUUAAAGAAAAGGAAUUUUUAUGAUUACAGCAGCUUCACUGCUACCAACUGGACUUUACAUCUGAUUACAGCUUCAAAUCCUCGGCUUCCUCCAACCUCAGCGUGCGAGGUUCUCUUUACCCUUUGACUUUAUUCAGCGCAGAUGUUUCAGGUUUUAUUUUAAUUUCCUUGGUUUACCCUCUUACUGUGGGGUGUGACUGAGUGAGUGUGGGAGCAGUUCGGCUCUGAGUCGCGCCUGUAUGACGCUUUUAUAACAUUACAGAAGGUGUGUUGAUGUACGUGUGUGUGUAUCGGAUCAUCUGCCCCAUGCUGGUGAUGUUUUUACUGGAUAUUAAAUCAGUUUUUAAUGUCAGUCCAGAGAGGAGGGUUUUUUUUUCCCCCCUUCUCUUUUCCAAACAAUAACCGUAAACAUUAAAAUACGUGCUUUAAAUUUAUCGAUAAAUGAACACUUGCAGGUUAUAAACCUGAAUUCCUACAAAUGAAUACAUCACUCGGCUAAUGCAAUACAACUGAUGUUCUCGAACGCAAGUAGACUCGAGUUCAAUUCAAAUUCAAAACCAGUAAGUCCUGUAUCGGUAAAUAAAUUAAAACAAAUGAGAGAAACCACAGGUGUAUUGUCACGGUAAGAUAUCCCCCCCCCCACGUUAAAAGUUCUUAUAACUUUAAUAUAUUAUAUAACAGUGUCAUGUUAUUUAACAGGUUGAAACAAUAACCCAGAACCACCCAAUUUCUCCCAGUAUGGUAUUGAUGAUUAUUAUUAUUAUUAUUAUUAUUAAUAGAAUGACUCCAUAAACUGUACGUAACGUUAAGCUUGUCCCAUUCGGAGUAUUAUAAAAGUCUAUAAUCGGGAGAAUAGCUUAACGUGAAGAUGUGUGCUUUCAUAUUUAGUUUCUGGCUCAUUCUUUCUGAAAGUAGACGGCAGCUGUUACCAAUAAAGUGUAAGGAAUGUGGCUGGGUUCAUACGUUAAGCCGAUCCCGUGUUAUCGGAUCCCGUAGAGCCGGAAACCUGAAAGUUUGUUGUUUAUGUUCGUGACUAGACGAGUGUGAUUUUUGUCACUUUUUAAAAUUUUUUUAUUUUUAUAAAGUCCCUCUUUUUUCCCCCGGAGACUCUGCGCUGUUCGUUAUAUAAUUGCACGGCCUCUCUGGACCUCUGCAUGUACAAUUCUUUCCUUCUGAGGAUCGCUGGUCGUGAUGGUGUGCAUGCUCGGGUGUGUGUGUGUGUGUGUGUGUGUGUGUGUGUGUGUGUGUGUACGACCCUGACAGCAGCUGAUGUUGAAUAUUUUUACGUCUGUAUUAGACAUUUCCUUUGCAAAUCUAUUGUUCGAUUUAACUGUAUAUGAAAUAAAAGAUGGUACACAUCCGUCAGUUUAUACAGACACCGCCAUCGUAUAGAUGGAAUUUUACUGCAGUUUUAUGAUCAGCUAUAUUUAAAUACAUAGAUAUUUAUCAGAGAUUCUAAAAAAAAAAAAAAAAAAGUAAGAAGUGAAUUCUUUUCGUAGAAAUAUGAACUGUAUUUUAAUGCACUGAACAGAUUUGCUGUUUCGUAUCUUUGCUGUUUGCUGUUUCGUACCUUUUUGCGAAGCACUUCUGAGCCGCUGUAAAGCCCACGCUGAUGAUGGGAAAUUAAUGUAAAGGCUAUUAAAGGUCAUGUUCUGUAACUGCAUGAUGAGGUAAUAAAACGGAUUUGUCCUCGAA